Nerophis ophidion (straightnose pipefish) is the source of this 8163-nucleotide messenger RNA. It is a transcript of the gene pde4ba, whose product is annotated as phosphodiesterase 4B, cAMP-specific a. Bases 546 to 2738 code for a protein of 730 amino acids. Lineage: Eukaryota; Metazoa; Chordata; Actinopteri; Syngnathiformes; Syngnathidae. The transcript is spliced from 14 exons. Gene Ontology annotation, cellular component: cytosol; nucleus; perinuclear region of cytoplasm. The record is from RefSeq and is a predicted model, not a curated record. Gene Ontology annotation, biological process: signal transduction. Gene Ontology annotation, molecular function: transmembrane transporter binding; 3',5'-cyclic-AMP phosphodiesterase activity.
CGGGAGUGCCUUUUGGAGAAAAGUGGGGGCUGUUUUCUCCCCGAAGAGGUCAGUCAAGCAGAGGAUGAUGGAGAGAGCGGCGCAAUUUUAAGAUCCUCUGAAUCUUUCAUAGCCCGCCAGAAAGAGUUGGUCCUGGGAUGUGCUUUUUUUGUCUGGAGCCACAGAAACAUAACCAGAACCAGCUUAACAUCCAGACCAGGAGACAUUGAAUUCUUCUGUCCUCCACGGGGUUAGACGUGACCCCGUUGUGUGUCAACUCAUCUUGUGAGCCUCGGAUGAACGGACGAGAGGAGUGGGCACGACUGCUGGGUGCUAGAAUCCCUAAACCCGUUACGAACAGCGCGGAGGCAGAGCAACACCCGAACUACACAAAAGGUAUGUGUGUGUUGGCCUCCUCAGGGGUGUACGACAUAGCCUCAUUGUUUCCUCUGCAACCUGACUUGUUCUGGAUCAUCAAGAGGAAGACGAAACCAGCUAUGUGUGACUGACUUCGGACAGCCAGUGGCGGAAUUCGUAAAAGAGCCUGUCACACCACGCCCGCAGAGAUGUCCUCGAACGAGCUGAGCGUCGAGAUGGACUCCUGCAUUCGGACGUUCAAGGAGCAUAUGCAUCUGGAGCUGGAGCCCCCCAAGAUCCCGGGCGUGGUUGGAGGAAAACGGGGCACCACGUCCCCUAAACUUUCCCCGCGGAGCUCCCCGCGGCUCUUCCGCAAGCUGAUGGUCAACAAGAGCAUCAGGCAGAGGCGGCGCUUCACCGUGGCACACACCUGUUUUGAUGUGGAAAAUGGCCCAUCUGCCAGCUGCAGCCCUCUGGAUCCUCAGGCCUCCCCCGGUUCUGGACUGGUCCUCCACACCAACUUCCCCGGUCACAACCAGCGCCGCGAGUCGUUUUUGUAUCGCUCUGAUAGCGACUAUGAUCUGUCACCCAAGUCAAUGUCACGGAACUCCUCCAUCGCCUCUGAACUACACGGCGAUGACCUAAUCGUGACGCCUUUUGCCCAGGUCCUGGCAAGCCUUCGAAGUGUAAGGAAUAACUUCACCGUACUGACCAAUGUCCAGUGUGCCUCCAACAAGAGGUCUCCUGCAGCCACAAACCAGCCUGCAGUCACCAAAGUGUGCCUCCCAGAUGAGGCGUACCAGAAGCUGGCCAUGGAGACCAUGGAGGAGUUGGACUGGUGUCUGGACCAGCUGGAGACAAUCCAGACCUAUCGCUCUGUCAGCGACAUGGCCUCCACCAAGUUUAAGAGAAUGUUGAAUCGGGAGUUGACGCACCUAUCUGAGAUGAGUCGGUCUGGGAACCAGGUGUCCGAAUUCAUCUCCAACACCUUCCUAGACAAACAGAACGAGGUGGAGAUACCAUCGCCAACUCUGAAGACGCGGGAGAAGAAGAAGCAGCAACUGAUGACGCAGAUCAGCGGGGUCAAAAAGGUCUCCCACGGAUCAUCGCUGUCCGGCAGCAGCAUCUCCCGGUUCGGGGUCAAAACCGAUAAGGAGGAGCUGCUGUCCAAGGAGCUGGAAGAUCUGAACAAGUGGGGUUUGAACAUCUUCACCGUGUCAGAAUACUCAUACAGCCGACCUCUCACCUGCAUUAUGUACGCCAUCUUUCAGGAGCGAGACCUGUUAAAAACAUUUAGGAUCCCAGUGGACACGUUUGUGGCUUACAUGAUGACGCUGGAGGAUCACUACCAUUCAGAUGUGGCCUACCAUAACAGCCUGCACGCGGCUGACGUAGCCCAGUCCACGCACAUCCUGCUCUCCACCCCAGCCCUUGAUGCUGUCUUUACCGACCUCGAAAUUCUCGCCGCCAUCUUCGCUGCCGCCAUCCACGAUGUUGACCAUCCCGGAGUAUCAAACCAAUUCCUAAUCAAUACCAACUCUGAGCUGGCGCUGAUGUACAACGACGAGUCUGUGCUGGAGAAUCAUCACUUGGCUGUGGGAUUCAAACUCCUGCAGGAGGACAGCUGCGAUAUCUUCCAGAACCUCACCAAGAAGCAGCGACAGUCCCUACGGAAGAUGGUCAUUGACAUGGUUUUAGCCACGGACAUGUCCAAACACAUGAGUCUGUUGGCUGAUCUGAAGACCAUGGUGGAAACCAAGAAGGUGACAAGUUCUGGAGUGCUGCUGCUAGACAAUUACACUGACAGAAUACAGGUGCUGCGAAACAUGGUGCACUGCGCCGACCUGAGCAACCCCACAAAGUCCCUUGAGCUGUAUCGCCAGUGGACCGAUCGGAUAAUGGAGGAGUUCUUCCACCAGGGAGACCGAGAAAGGGAGAGGGGGAUGGAGAUCAGCCCCAUGUGCGAUAAACACACGGCUUCCGUGGAAAAGAGCCAGGUGGGCUUUAUCGACUACAUCGUCCACCCGCUGUGGGAGACUUGGGCCGACCUGGUCCACCCGGACGCCCAGGACAUCCUGGACACGUUGGAGGACAACAGGAACUGGUACCAGAGUAUGAUUCCUCAGAGCCCCUCUCCGCCCUUCUACGACCAGGGCACCCACGGACAUGGGGGCGGCACCGGGGGCCAAGGAGGUGGGGAGAAGUUCCAGUUUGAGCUGACCCUGGAGGAGGAGGACUUGGACGGAAUCGAGAAAGACGUGGAGGACGAAGACGAGGAGGAGGACAGCCUGGGAGAUUCUCGCUCCCCUCCUCCGGACUAUCAGGACGAGUGUGACAUGAUGGAGCCCGGCCCCACGGCGAUAGAGAUCGUGACACACGAGGCGUCGCCCACGGACACAUAGGGCGGCGACACACGCGCCGGUUUGAGUUUGGAAAAAGAGGGGCGAUCCUCCUGCAGCUGGGCUUUUGAACAAAAGCCAGAGAAGCUUAGUUUUGGCCCGCACGGGGGGCGUCUUGCACUCGGGUGUUGGAAGCCACGCACGGACGGACAGUUUUCACAAGAAGCGGCUUCAGAGUUCUCAGGAAAUCAUUUGAGUCUUGAUGGACACUAGAGACUGACGGCGGAAAAAGCGAAGGAUUUAGGUCAGCUCGGUACUGGCACUAGAUGGACUUUGACACUACUGAGAGAAAUUUUGUAACUUAAGACUUUUUUUUAAUAGAUCUAGAAGUAGCAGAUAAAACCAUCCACUGAUGGAGUUUGUAUAGCAAGAGAAAGUGUUUACUUUUUUCCUGUACCAUUUGUCAGAGAUCUUUUGUGUGCCUUUUUUUUACUAAUGUCUUUGUAUCGUUAUUUUUUGUUUUUGUUUUUCUUAUUUAUUGAACACUCUAGUGUGUCUUUGAAAUGUUUUUUCUUAUCUGAGAGAGUAAAACCAUUUUUGUAUGUUCUAAAAAGUCUUCCAUGUAUUGGGCAAUAGAGAAACAUAAUGUCGUCCUCUUAGUAGGGAAACAUCAACGCACACAUUUUGUCGGAUUUAGAUUUCAGUCCAGAGUAUUAUUUUGGUUAAAUGUUUUGUAAGUUACUUUUUAUUUUCAAACAUAUUCUUCAUCGCGUAUGUUUUUUUUCUUGAAACAGUCCGCAAACCUCAUGGGCUUCCUAACCUUUCACAGCAAAACUGGAACUCAAAGUUGCGUUUUUGGUUUUUUCCCAUGUCCAUCCAUCCAUCCAACUUCUUCUGCUUAUCCGAGGUCGGGUCGUGGGGGCAGCAGCCUAAGCAGGAAAUCCCAGACAUCCCUCUCCCCAGCCACUUAGCCAAACUCUUCCCAGGGAAUCCCGAGGCGUUCCCAGGCCAGCCGGGAGAAAUAGUCUUCCCAACGUGUCCUGGGUCUUCCCAGUGGCCUCUUACCGGUCGGCCAUGCCCUAAACACCUCUCUAUGGAGGCGUUCGGGUGACAUCGUGACCAGAUGCCCAAACCACCUCAUCUGGCUUCUCUCGAUGUGGAGCCCCUGCCACCCGGCGGAGGAAACUCAUUUCGGCCGCUUGUACCCGUGAUCUUGUCCUUUCGGUCAUAACCCAGAGCUCAUGACCAUAAGUGAGGAUGGGAACGUAAAUCGCCCGGUAAAUUGAGAGCUUUGCCUUCCGGCUCAGCUCCUUCUUCACCACAACGGAUCGAUACAGCGUCCGCAUUACUGAAGACGCCGCACUGAUUCGCCUGUCGAUCUCACGAUCCACUCUUCCGUCACUCGUGAACAAGACUCCGAGGUACUUGAACUCCUCCACUUGGGGCAGGGUCUCCUCGCCAACCCGUAGAUGGCACUCCACCUUUUACCGGGUGGGAAUCAUGGACUCGGACUUGGAGGUGCCGAGUCUCAUCCCAGUUUUUUUCCAUGUCAAACAGGCUUAUUCAUUUUCUCCUUCCACAUGACAGUAAAAAUUUAAAUUAUGUUACUACUGUACACUACCUGGCUUUGCCCCCUUCACGCUGCCCGAAUGUAAAGCCGGAGUCCACAGUUAUCCAGCGCAACUCUUAAUAGGAUCAGGAAGGGAGUAAGGAUUACCCACAUACCAUGGUCAUUCCUUUCCAUCCGGGUCACGGCACCUUCACACUGCCGGGAUCUCCAGCCAUGGUCCACAGAUUGAGAGUCGAUUGCGCUAGCCAACGAGCUUGAAUCUUGAGCUGACUCAUAAGGCGUCAUGGAGUAAGGUUCACCAAAAUACUCUGCGUCCCCCAAUUGGCAUCCGUUGUACUCACCCCACUAGACCUCACGUUCAUCUGGGUAACGGCACCAAAGUAAGCUGCUUGGCUUUUCCCCUUCAAACUGCCAGGGGGUCUAAUCAGGGUCCACAGGUUGAGCUUCGAGUGCACUAGCCAACAAGCUAAAAUCCCGAGCUGUCGGUGUGGCUGUUAGGGCGUCAGGAAGUGAAUGAGGUUUAGUGACGUACUCUUCUCACUCACUUUCAUCCGGGUCAUGGCACUAAUGUAAGCACCUCUUUCACAAUGUCGUGAGGGUCCACAGAUUGAGGGUCGUGUGCGCUAGCCAACGAGCUAAAACCUUGAGCUGUCGGUUGGACUCUUAAGGCAUCAGGGACUGCGUGAGGUUUACCGACGUAAUCACUUUCAUCCGGGUCCCGGCACCAAUCUAUGAUUAAUGGCUCUGCUCCCUUCAGACUACCAGAGGGUGGCCAACAAGCUGAACUCUCGAGUGAGGUUCACCAACGUACUUUGCUGGCCCCAAUCUGGCAUCCGUUGUAUUCACCUCAAUAAGCCUCACGUUCAUCCGGGUCACGGCACCAAAGUAAGCCGCUCGGCACCGCCCCCUUCACACUGCCAGAGUGUCCGACCAGGGUCUACAGAUUGAGAGUCUGGUGCACUAGCCAACAAAUUAAAACCUUGAGCUGUCGGUGGGACUCUUAAAGCAUCAGGGGCUGCGUGAGCUUUACCGACGUACUCCGGUCACUCACUUUCAUCCGGGUCACGGCACCAAUGUAUGAUUAUUGGCUCUACCAGAGGGUGGCCAACGAGCUGAACUCUCGAGUGAGGUUCACCAACAUACUUUGCUGCCCCCAAUCUGGCAUCCUUUGUAUUCACCCCAACAAGCCUCACCUUCAUCCGGGUCACGGUACCAAAGUUAGCUGCUCGGCACCGCCCCCUUCACACUUCCAGAUUGUCCAACCAGGGUCUACACACUGAAAGUCGAGCAAAAAUCUUGAACUGUGGGUGUAACUCUUAAGGUUUCCUUACAUACCUUACCAUUUGUCACACUACUCCUGAGCUAAAAUAGAAUAGAAUAGAAUAGAAUAGAAUAGAAAGUACUUUAUUGAUCCCUGGGGAAAAUUCAGCACCACAGUUGGCUCACAAUAGACAAUAAUAAUAAUGAUAAUAAUAAAUAAUAUAUAACAUAUAUUAUAUAUAUAAUAUAUGGAUAGUAUAAAUGUAUUCUACAUUUAAGUGCAGUCAAGGAACAUAUGCAUUAUACAGUCUGAUGGCUGUCGGUAUGAAGGACCUCCUGUGUCAUCCCAGGUUGCAUUUAGGGAGUCUGAGCCUUCCACAGAACGUGCUCAUUCUUUCCGCAAGGUCCGAGUGUAGUGGGUGGGAGGUGUUGUCCAUAAUGGCUCGGAGUUUUGCUAGACUUCUCCUCUCUGACACCACCGCCAGAGAGUCCAGCUCCACUCCCACCACGUUACUGGCCUUCUCUACCAACUUGUCCAGUCUGUUUGUUUCCCCCAGCAAGCCACGGCAUAAAAUAGCAGAAAUAUAAGCAAUUCGUGUCAACACAUACCUUCAUGGUUUUAGAUUUUCCUGCCAUUCCUUCGACUCAAACUAUAAAACCAAUUUGAGUCCAAAAAAAAGACUCAUUUCACCGAGUUAAGCAAACAAACUAGUUUUUAAUCACAUUUACCUCCUGUGGAAGCCGAGUAUGAGUAGUACAAACUGCACAUGGGUCUGGAUUUUAUUUUGAGCUAGCAGGUAUGAUGCGGUUUUAAUAACGUUGUUAUUCGGAACUGGUCCUGACCCCCGGCCUGUCUGGUGCAAUGUCCUCCUGCCCCUAUGCAAUCAGGCCCAGACCCCAUGACUCAAGGAGCUGUCGAUAUAAAAGUGAAAUUUCCUCUCAGAGCCUCAUCAGAGCCAUGAGCGAUCCCUUUUCUGGGCUCCAUGGACACAACCCGAAACAAAUCAGGCCGGCGAAAAUCCCCCAAGUGCUGCUUCCGCCCUUUGACGUCAUUUGUCUCCCGCUCUGCUGCACCAGCUUUCCAGGGCACUUUUGGUUCUUCUUAUGGCUUGACACGCAUAGAAGUGACUUUGGGGAAAGAAGGUUAAAUGAGGUGCUCUAUUUGGAAAGAAAAAAUUGUCUUUUUUUUUUUUUUUUUGAAAGGGGUUUGCAGAACAUUUGUUUUUGAGUUGACGAUCACACCUUUUUAUGCCUGACCUACUAAAAUGGUACUGCAUCGUGCGGCAAUCACCUGUGUAUGGUAUGAAUGUGCGGUACGGCAGGUUUUGUACUCAACAGUGUGGUUGCGUGUGUGUUUAGAUGUGUAGACUUUGCCGUUGGGCCUUAUCCUCCUCCCCCGUCACGCCUCACCUUUUGUCUAGAACCGUUUGUUGCUUCCAGCUAAUGUUGGUCUUUUUUGCUGUUUAUAACAGUAUAUGUAUAUUUAUUCUAUACUUUAAGCAUUGUAAAUAAGAAAUACUGGUUCAGUGUAAAAUCUAUUUUAAUUUAAAUAUGCAUUACCGGGAAAGUGAUGGGUGUCUAAUGUGUAGAAGACUUUUUUUUUUUUUAUACGAAAAAGUGUACUAUAUAUUGUUAUAUAACAUAAACACAACGUUGUGUAUAUUAUCCGCACAAUGUUUUUCGAGUGGCCAGCUGAGCAGGAGCUGAAGGAACGUCGUCAGCUGAGAACCUUGUCACUCCAAAAUGACCAAAGUCUAUUGUAAUGCUGCAUUCACAAAAGUAAUCAUCAAAUGCAUUUAACCAAAAGAAAAAAAAAACAACCUCAAUGAUCAUAUAUGAUAUAUUUUUCUUGUUUGAUUUCCCCCUGAUCAAUAUUUGAAGGUACAAGGUUGUCAUCUGGCAGAAGUUUGGUGCAUAAGCUCGAGCAGUGGUUCUCUAAGUACCACCAUAAUGACCGAACGAUAAGAUACAGUAGCAUAGCAGGCGUAAGUAUUCAUUAAAAACAUAUGUAAUAUUUCUGGCCACUGUAACAUUACACACGGUUUUGAGCAGCAACACUCUUGUUUGAACAGAAGCAAAUAAAACACUGUACUUUUACCAAGUGAUUCCUUGGAGCCCGCAGUUUAGGAAUCAGGGGGUUAGAAAAUGGGAUAUUUGCAUACCAUUGCUUAAUCAUUGCUCCGUAUCCAAACACACACCUAUCUUAUUUUGAGAGCUUCUAUUUCCGAAUAUGUCUCCUUUUAUCACGUAGUGUAAAAGUAGGUGUGACAGCAAAAAAAAAAAAAAAGCACCGGUGGCAUGCAACAAUACGCACGGCACUCAAUUGGUGACAACAAAAUAUGGUCUUUUGUAACUGAUUGUGUGAACUACUCCGGACCAAACUUGUCAUGGUUGUAAAAGCCAGACGUGUUCAGUAUUAGCACUCUUUUAUCUCCGUCCAUGCUUUCUUGGUCCUAGUUGUGUCCAAAUGGUUAGCCUGAUUUUGCACUACCUGCAUGACGGUUUUUGUUAUUCGUCAAUCUUACAUUGAGGUCCACCGGUUGUUGCAGGUGGCUUGAUAAAUGUUUCACACAAUGUAUGGCAUUAUAUUGUGUAUUGUGUUCCAAAAUACACCUGGAAUCCUUUUUCUAAGAAGUGAUUAAAAGCAUGAGUAUACGA